Molecule: messenger RNA, 1541 nt
Organism: Teleopsis dalmanni
Lineage: Eukaryota; Metazoa; Arthropoda; Insecta; Diptera; Diopsidae
Product: transmembrane protein 182-like
Exons: 1
Coding region: 112-840 (242 amino acids)
Biological process (GO): regulation of tube size, open tracheal system; septate junction assembly
Cellular component (GO): septate junction; membrane
Source: RefSeq, a predicted model, not a curated record
UUUGUCAUUUUCUCAAUGCGAGAAUUGUUUUGUUAAGUUGUGAGCAGCCACACAAACGCGAGGUGUCACUCCCUUAAAAUUAACGAAAUCAAAACAAAUUGAUAUAAAAGGAUGCAAAAAGCGUCCCAUAUCGCGCGAAACGAUUCCCAAGAAAAUAUUCCCCCAACCGUGAACAUGAAGAGGCGUACUUUAUCGGGUAACUCCGGCGUUGGUGUAUUUGUGCUGGCAUUUGCGUUAAUAGUCAUAGCAUUCGCCACACCUAGUUGGCUUGUGAGCGACUAUCGCAUAACUGGCGCUAAAUUGGAUCGUCUUGGAUUGUGGGUGCAUUGUUUUCGUUCACUGCCAGAUGUCAACGAUGACAAUCAACGCAGGUUCUUCGUUGGGUGCCGUUGGGUCUAUGAUCCUUUCACGACAGGCUAUGAUGAGAUACGUGGAUUUCUGAUGCCUGCAUUUAUGAUAGUGACACAGUUUUUCUAUACGAUAGCGUUUAUUGGUAUGUUAAUAUCUGGAAUUGCUGUUUUGGUGUUUAUAUUGUGUGCUGGACCGGACCAGAAACAUUUUAUAACGCUCAUAAAAUCGCUAGGAUUCGUACAGCUUGGAACUGGUAUUAGUGCAUCUAUAGCUGUGAUAGUGUUUGCUUGUUUUGGAAAUCGCAAUGGCUGGAUGCCUGAACAUGCCAACAACUGGUUUGGUUGGUCAUUCGUAUUUGCAUGUGUUGGCUCGGUGUUAUCCUUGGUAGCUGGUGUGCUAUUUCUAACUGAGGCCAAUGUGCAGGAACGAAAACGAAGGCAGUUUAAAGCUUCACAAACGCGUUUCGAAUUGGUCCAUGGAAAUGCCUAGUGUUGGUCUACUUCCAUCGAGGAAUUAACUCUUAUAAGUAAGAAGAGAAGGUAUGGUGUGCAAACACAACUAUAAUAAGCGACAAUAGAAUUGGUAACAUAAAAAAAAACAAAUUUUUAAUUCGAAUAAUGGAAAAUUUUAUUGAAAUUACUGCACUUUAAAAAUGACUAAAUGCAGUAUAGGAUUUCAGCAGAAUUUUCUCAGUAUUUUAUACAAGCCGUCCCUAAAUUUUAUUAAUAUUUAAAAGAACAAUUUUUUAUAAAUAAUUUUAGAAUAUAUAAAUACUACUAAGUAGAAGUCGAGGAAUAGUCGUAAGUUUAUGCAAUUCUAAUGAAAACAAUAUAUAUUAAAAACUGCUGCUGCAAGUAAAAGCCUAAAGCCUUAAAGUAAUAACAACCAUAGACUCAGUUGGUACUUAUUUAAUUAAACAAACUAUAGAGCGGAGUUCUCAUAUAUCAAAGACUGACUGAUUUUACAGCACAACGAAUCAAAGCGCUACAAUAAAAGCAAUGUUCUGAAGCUCAAAUAAUUUUUUAUAUAUUUUCAUAUAAUUUUAAUAAUUUACAUAUCCAUAGUCCAUAGUCUUCAAAUGUUUUUAUAUGCAAAAAAGAAAAAUGUUUGCAUAAAAGUUCACGUCAUGAGGUCAAGUACUCAAUUUUUUUUGUGUCAAUGAAUAACCAUUAUUAACAAUAUAAAUACUU